AUGGCAGCCCACUCGGACACGAAGGAGGCCCGGUGCUUCGAGUGCCCGUCGAGCCGCGACUACGACAAGGAGGCCGGGUCGCGGCUCGUCGACGCCGUGCGCGGCGACCGCGUCUCCGUGGCCAUGAGCCUGCGCCUCGAGGAGUUCGAGGACGACAUCGCCGGGCGGCUCAUGGAGAACUGCGAGAUCCGCCUCGCCGUGCCGGCGCUCGCGGAGCAGCGGCGGGCCGACGGCCAGGACUCGGUCUACGUCGGCGAGCCGGGCGUCGCCUUCUACCUCGGCCGCCGCGGCGACGCGGCGACGGCGCGCGCGCUCGUCGACUUCCACACGAGGAACGGCGACGCGCCGCCGACGGCGCUGGACUGCAGCCUCCUCUGCGGGGCGACGGGCCUCGACGUCGUCGCCGCGACUUUGGCGCCGGACGACGAGACGUUCCGCUUCCGCGCGAAGCGCGUGCUCUCUCGCGCGCAGCUCGCGCGCGGCGACAAGCUCGCGGCGGACGAGUGGCUCUACGGCAAGGCGGGCUUCCUGCGGGCCCUGUUGGGCCUGCGGCGCCUGGCGAAGCGGCGGCGCCUCGCAGCCCUCGAGGACGCGCUCGCCGUCGCGGCGACGCGCGUCGCGGCCGCGCUCCUCGACGACGGCCGGUCCGAGCUCGACGAGAUUCUGCGCUACUCCUGGCACGGCACGCCCUACGUCGGCGCGGCCCACGGCACGGGCGGCAUCUGCUAUCUCCUCCUAUGCGCGGCGCGCGACGACGCGCAGCUCGCGGCCAAGGCCUACCCGUACGUCCGCGCGACGCUGAAGGCGCUCGCGGCGCUCGCGGUCGACGGCAACUGGCCCGCGGUCGCCGGCGAGGCGCGCGCGCCCCUGGUCCACUUCUGCCACGGCGCGCCGGGCAUGGUCUUCGCCUUCUUCGAGGGCGCGAAGGUCUUCAAGGACGCGGCGCUGAAGACCGCGGCGCUCGACGCGGCCUACACGACGUGGAAGUACGGCCUCCUCUUCAAGGGGCCGGGCCUCUGCCACGGCAUCGCGGGCAACGGCUACGCGCUCCUCGCCGCCUUCCGCGCGACGGGCGACGUCAAGUGGCUCCACCGCGCGUGCGUCUUCGCGGAGACGGGCGUCGCCGAGGACACGAUCGCGAUGAGCCACACGCCGGACCACCCCCUCUCCCUCUUCGAGGGGCUCGCGGGCUGCGCCUGCUUCCUGCGGGACCUGCGCCAGCACCCCAAGGACGCGGAGCUGCCCUUCUUCGAGUUCCACGGGCUGUAA
Aureococcus anophagefferens is the source of this 1269-nucleotide messenger RNA. RefSeq lists its product as hypothetical. Gene Ontology annotation, biological process: carbohydrate metabolic process; peptide modification. The record is from RefSeq and is a predicted model, not a curated record. The coding region runs from base 1 to 1269 and encodes 422 amino acids. NCBI's taxonomy places the organism in Eukaryota, Pelagophyceae, Pelagomonadales, Pelagomonadaceae. Gene Ontology annotation, cellular component: plasma membrane. The transcript has a single exon.